UGUCGAUGAGGUAAAAUUAUCUGCGUUACCGAAGGAAGACAGCGAUGAUGGAGGAACCCACGAGGGUGAAGAGAAAACGUGUCAGUAAAAACAAGAAGAAAUCAUGGCGAAAACACACCGACAUCACAGAUGUGGAAGAGGCAUUAGACGACGAGAGGAUGCAACAAAGAACUGGUGGUCUUGCUGCUGAAAAACCAGAUGAAACCUUGUUUUUUGUGGAUAAAGCCACAGACAACGAAGAAGUUGUUGGCAGACGACGUUUAAGACCAUUAAGAUGUUAUGCCAAUUUAGAACCAGAUCUUAAUACUGUCCCAGCAUUUAUCAAGCGGAAUGGGAGGGUACCAAAAUCCAAGACCAACAUCAGAGAAAGAAAAACCAAGAAACAGGUUAUGGCCGAAGAGCAGAGGAGAAAGGCUUUGAGGCAAAGAAAAAUAAAACAGUCAAUGUCGGAAGCUCUUCCGCAGUCUACAUAUGAUCUGUGGUCAGGGAAAAAAAACACAAAAAACACAGAGGGUGAAGAAGUGGAGACUUUUUACCUUGAAUACACAAAGCAAAGAAGGGUUCAGCCUCCCAGCCAUUACCGAGAGAAGACAUCUGGGCUUCCAGCUGUGUCUGUCCCACAUCCAGGGGCGUCCUAUAACCCAGCCUUUGAUGAUCACCAGGAUCUGCUCAUGAAAGCUGUAGAAAUUGAAAAAUUGAAAGAAAAGAAGGAAAAGAAAUUAGAGAAGUCCCUGGAUGCUAAAUUCCCGUCCAAAGAGGAAGCUCCAACUGAGGAGACGUGGCUGUCUGAGAUGUCGGCUGGCCUUUUCGACGGGGAUGUGGCACAUGAAGACGAGGGCUCGUCAGAUGAUAAUGAUCGUCUGUCUGUCAAUCCUGCUGUUCGCAGAGAGGGCAAGAAAACAAGACGUCAGCGGAGAAUAGAGAAAGAGAGGAAGGCCCAGGAAAAAGCUCUUCAGCAAGCGAAAACAGAAAAACAAAGGAAACAAGAAUUAUUGAGGCUCAAAUCCAUCAAGACAGAAAUCAAAGCUCGGGAAUACAAAUUGGAACAACGGCAGAACAGGAAGACACAGCUGAGGACAUUGUACAAGGACAAGCCAAAAAGAUUGGGCAAAUUCAAAUUUGAGGAGCCAGAGAUCGAGUUAAAGCUGAGUGAUGAAUUGACAGGUUCACUGAGAGAGUUAAAGCCUGAAGGUCAUCUACUAGAGGACAGAUUUAAGGCAUUACAGAGAAGAAAUGUGAUCGAAACAAGAAAACGGGCUAAACUUGUAAGGAAAUACAAACCGAAGAAAUUUGAGAAAAAGGGUCAUAAAGCAGUGACGAUAUAACAACCAUGGAGAAGAUUGAAUCAGAAGACGUAAUAUGCAUUCAAAUACAAGUCUUGCAUUUUCUCCAUCGUAAAAUAUUCAUUUAUUAAAAUACCAUGCAAAAAAUA
Molecule: messenger RNA, 1432 nt
Organism: Liolophura sinensis
Lineage: Eukaryota; Metazoa; Mollusca; Polyplacophora; Chitonida; Chitonidae
Product: ribosome biogenesis protein NOP53-like
Exons: 14
Coding region: 45-1325 (426 amino acids)
Biological process (GO): rRNA processing; ribosomal large subunit assembly
Cellular component (GO): nucleolus
Molecular function (GO): 5S rRNA binding
Source: RefSeq, a predicted model, not a curated record